Messenger RNA from Acytostelium subglobosum LB1, 894 nucleotides. RefSeq lists its product as hypothetical. The annotation marks the transcript as partial. The record is from RefSeq and is a predicted model, not a curated record. Lineage: Eukaryota; Evosea; Eumycetozoa; Acytosteliales; Acytosteliaceae. The transcript is spliced from 3 exons. Gene Ontology annotation, cellular component: lysosome. Gene Ontology annotation, molecular function: thiolester hydrolase activity; palmitoyl hydrolase activity.
AUGAAGAGUAUAAUAAUAUUGUUGAUGCUGGUAUGCAUUAUAAAAGGACAAGAUACACCACGUCCAACAGUUAUAUGGCAUGGUAUGGGAGAUACAUGUUGUUAUCCAUUCUCUAUGGGAUAUGUUAAGAAGAUGAUUGAGGAGAAGAUUCCAGGAAUCUACGUCAAGUCCAUUGAGAUUGGUGAUAGCUUGCCAGAGGAUGAGUUCAACUCAUUCUUUAAACCUGUCAAUGAACAGGUUGAUAUGGUGUGCCAGAUGAUGAGAUCCGAUCCAAACUUGACCAAUGGGUUCAAUGCGAUUGGAUUCUCGCAGGGCGGUCAAUUCCUUCGCGCCUACGUCGAGCGUUGCAACGACCCUCCCGUCUACAACCUGAUCUCGGUUGGUGGACAACAUCAAGGUGUCUACGGCAUGCCCAACUGCGCCAGCACCAACAAGACACUCUGUAACCUUGCCCGCGAGAUGCUCGAACUCGGUGUCUACACAGAGUUUGUUCAAUCACAUCUCGUCCAAGCACAAUACUGGCAAGAUCCACUCGACUACCUAGAGUACCUCGACAAGUCACAGUUCCUCGCUGAUAUCAACAAUGCUAGAUCAGAGAAAAAUGAUACUUAUAAGAAGAAUAUGAUAUCUUUGAAUGAGUUGGUGUUGGUAAUGUUCACUAAUGAUACGAUGGUCAUACCAAGAGAGAGUGAAUGGUUUGGAUUCUAUCAAUAUGGUCAGGCUAGAGAUGUGGUGCCAAUGGAGGAGACUGAUCUGUACACACAGGAUUGGAUUGGACUACAAUAUCUUGACAAGGAAGGACGUGUCACCAAGAUACCAUGCGAAGGAAAUCAUCUCCAAUUCACAGAUGUCUGGUUCAAUCAGUACUUGAUACCAUAUAUGAACAACACUCUG